CUAUAAACAGUAUGAAUAGAUCUCCCUCUUCUCUCGGCGUUUUCUCUCUUCUCUUCUCUUUCUCUCUCUCUCUCUAAACCCUUCUCCUGCCUAUACAUUACAAGCAUUCAUGGGCGCCUACAGAGCAGAAGACGACUACGAUUACUUGUUCAAGGUGGUGCUCAUCGGCGAUUCUGGCGUCGGCAAAUCCAACCUGCUCUCCAGAUUCACUCGCAACGAGUUCAGCUUGGAGUCCAAGUCCACCAUCGGAGUCGAGUUCGCCACUCGGAGCAUCCGCGUCGACGAGAAGGUCAUCAAGGCUCAGAUUUGGGACACCGCUGGCCAGGAACGAAUUAACUGGGUGGUAGACUGGUGAAGACCGAGAAAGAAGAGGGGUUUUGAAGAAUAUAUCUUUAACUCUUAUAUGGAAUCAAACGUCUCCACAUCCUAGCCAGCGAUCUGGACUAG
Salvia splendens (bonfire salvia) is the source of this 447-nucleotide messenger RNA. Its product is annotated as ras-related protein RABA1e. Bases 110 to 355 code for a protein of 81 amino acids. The record is from RefSeq and is a predicted model, not a curated record. NCBI's taxonomy places the organism in Eukaryota, Viridiplantae, Streptophyta, Magnoliopsida, Lamiales, Lamiaceae. The transcript is spliced from 2 exons. Gene Ontology annotation, molecular function: GTPase activity; GTP binding.